Anopheles nili is the source of this 4413-nucleotide messenger RNA. It is a transcript of the gene LIMK1, whose product is annotated as LIM domain kinase 1. Gene Ontology annotation, molecular function: protein serine/threonine kinase activity; protein binding; ATP binding. NCBI's taxonomy places the organism in Eukaryota, Metazoa, Arthropoda, Insecta, Diptera, Culicidae. The coding region runs from base 1 to 4413 and encodes 1470 amino acids. Gene Ontology annotation, biological process: actin cytoskeleton organization; protein phosphorylation. Gene Ontology annotation, cellular component: cytoplasm; nucleus. The record is from RefSeq and is a predicted model, not a curated record. The transcript has 9 exons.
AUGGGCGAAAACGGGGAAAAAGGGAAAACCGAUGCUACUGCUGCGUGUGCUAGUUGCUACAACACGAUAGAACAGGAACAACAUGUGGGGGCCGUUGGUCAAAUGUGGCACUCAGAAUGCUUCAGGUGUUCUGUUUGCGAUGCACGAUUGUCGAGCUGGUACUUCGAGAAGGAUGGUCUAUUAUUCUGCAAGGAUGACCAUUGGAGAAAGUUUGGCGAAUGUUGUCAGCAGUGCUCGCAGUUUAUCUCCGGGCCUGCCAUGUUCGCUGGAGAUCACAAGUUUCAUCCAGAGUGUUUUCGAUGUGAAUCGUGCAAAAUAUUCAUCGGAGACAGGGAGUCAUACGUACUGUUAGAACGGUCGAAAUUGUUCUGCGGCCAAUGCUACAGGAACCAGCAGUGCGCGUUAAUGGAGGCAUCUCAAAACGGCACGAUUCAGCUACCAUCGCAGGGCAAAUUUGUGAAGGAAAAGCAAAGAAUACCCCAUUCAAUCCGCCUGGUGGAAAUUCCUUGGAGUGGGUCUCGAUCUGAUCGAAUCCGCUUGGCAGCGGACGAUAAAUCGUUCAUUCAAAACGGGAAAAACGUUGUCAGCGAAUGCAAGAGUGUUAGGAUAUCAGAGGUGUUCUGCACAGCGUACGGACAAAUAGGAAAAUACAUAUUUUCUUGCAUUAACAGUGCGCUGGAUUCUUGCUGUGGUUUGCUCCAUUUUAGAGUGACACUCAAAUCAGAUUUGAUGUCCCUGCGGGUCGGUGAUAAGGUGCUGGAAGUCAACGGAACCCCAGUACGCGACGUGCCACUGGAAAAUCUACAGAAUCUCAUCGAAACCUCUGCGGGAAAAACCCUGCAGCUGACGGUAGAGCAUGAUCCCGAUGUUAUCGAGCGGUCGUUGGGAAGGCUUGGUGACGACGAAUCUCUUUCGGCAUCUUAUUGCAAUGCUCAGAGUUCGGAUACUUCAAAUAACAAUGUAGACGACGAAUCCAGUCGAAGUCUGUCGCCUAGCAAGCUUGAACGCAUUUUCAAGAAGAAAGAUGAAGGCUACAUGAGUGGAUCUACCAGAAAGCUGCAGAAGCGCGUGAAGGAUGUCAAUUGCAACACUGCUACGAAUAGUCUCAAAGAGAAAGAACGCAGCUCGAGCAUGUCCCGUCUGUUGGACGAACACCGUGCAAUGGUGGCUGGGGGUGAAUUUUACGAUCUCUCAAGGACGAAAUCGUUUCGGGUGGAACCAAAGGCGGCUCGAAUUUUUCGCGCUUCAGAUUUAGUGCAGGGUGAGCUGCUAGGAAAAGGUUUCUUCGGUCAGGUGUUCAAAGUGACGCAUCGUGUCACUCAGGAAGUAAUGGUGCUGAAGGAGCUGUAUCGUGUUGACGAAGAAGCGCAGAAGAACUUUCUCAAGGAGGUGGCCGUGCUGAGAUCGUUGUCUCACCAUAACGUGCUGCGAUUUAUCGGUGUGCUGUAUAAGGACAAAAAGUUGCAUCUUGUGACAGAGUUUAUACCGGGCGGUUCGCUAAAAGAACUGAUACACGAUUCGGGACAGCCGUUAAGCUGGGAGCAACGAAUUUCGUUCGCGCGUGAUAUCUCGAGCGGAAUGAGUUAUCUACACUCAAUGAAUAUUAUCCACAGAGAUUUGAACUCGCUGAAUUGUUUGGUGCGUGAGGAUGGCACGGUAAUAGUAGCGGAUUUUGGACUUGCCCGUAUCAUCAAGCAACCUCUAGUGAGCUCCGGCUACGACAAGUGCUCCAGCGGAAAUGGCACGAUUGGACGAAGGGGACGUCCUCGCCGGCAACGGUACACUGUAGUUGGAAAUCCGUACUGGAUGGCACCGGAAAUGAUGCGCGGCAAUAAGUACGAUGAGAAGGUGGACAUUUUUUCAUUCGGAAUUAUGCUAUGCGAAAUCAUCGGACGCGUUCAGGCAGAUCCUGACUUUUUGCCACGCUUGCCAGAUUUCGGGCUCAAUCAGGUUGUGUUUCGGGAAAAGUUUUGUGGCCAGUGCCCGGAACCGUUCUAUAGGAUUGCCUUCCUUUGCUGUGAUUUAAAUCCUGAUAAACGGCCUCCAUUCCAGCUGUUGGAAGUAUGGUUAGCAACUAUGGCCACGAUGACGGCUCUUGACCGGCCUAUUCCGGCAGGAAUAGUACAUGAGAUAGAACAUUUUAAGGGUCAGCAGAGUGCUGAGUCUAGUCAUUGUACCACUCCGGACGGAUUGAUAACACCACCAUCUUCUGGGGGAUAUGGUUUGAAGCCGUCUCUCAGCCGGAAACGCGUGUGUGAGGGCCAAGAGGACGAAGUUGAACGACAGCAUAAGCUGAACGAUAUGCAAAUAUCAAACAUGGAUGUAGUGGAUGGUGUAAGAUCUGUAGAAGGUGUUUGUGCCGAGACGGGAUGUCAAAGCAGCUCUACAGCUCCGGCUGAUAAUUCUGGUGCUACUGGUGGAGGCCCAGGUUUCGUUGUUGUGGAGUUUAACGACAUACCAAAGUCGCCGCACUUGAGCAAGGAUUUCUCUGCUAACGGCGAUCGUAUAAGGGACAGUAUCCGUGCAAAACGACGACAACGUAUGAUGCUAAGUAGAGAGAAUCAACGGAAAUCGCUCGACUCUAGUCUACUAGCGGCAAGACUAGGAGCAGUUGAUCGGCUAGUCGAUAGCUGUGGGGAUCCAGAAAACGGAAGCGCCUCGGAACCGAUUAGCUUAAUUAUGACCAACGAAAUAAUAUCCAACAAAGAUCCCGGCAUGGAAAAGCUUUCAACUGAUCAGGUGCUGGCGUCCGUUAAAGACAGCUUGGAACAAAAUAAUUCACUAUUGGGGCAAGAGCGGCAGAUUGCGGACAAUGGCGAUGAGCCAGUUUUGCAACCUAAAACUAAACAUUACGGCGAGAAAGGUUUCAUAAUUCAUGUGCAAAACGGGUAUCUGACGCUAAACAACGUGCGUGAUUUGGACAACUGUUCAGAUUUCGAUUCCAGCUGCGAUACGAGUCUCAACUAUAUCGAAGUAAAUGGAAAUCGUGUGGGAGGUGAUGGUGUUGAGUCUGCAGUGGAUUCAGUCACACCGUCUGCAAGUUUGUGUGAGAAUCGGUUCAAUUCCGUGACAAAAAAUCUGGAUGAAAAUUGUGUGGAUCACCCUGUCCAUCAUCCAGAGAAAAAUGGAACGACACUUAGAAAAUGUGAAAAAGAAAAUAUUGCCCUCGAUAGUACAACGACUAAAUUACCGGAAGAAACCAAAGCUAACGCUUCAACGAAGAUAACAUCACCCUUGACAUCGAUUCCUCCUGAACGCAACGGUUCUGUAUUCGGAGAAACGAGUAGCCAUGAUGGUAAAGAUAGGCCUGUGAAAGCUGAGGAUAAACGGAUCACAUCCAGUGCUCAGAAAGCCGUCCAGUAUACACGUAAGCUGUUCCGGGCAGCUGAAUCAUCCAUGAUCCACGGAUCAUCUAACUCGAAACGAAGUCAUGACAUUCCUAUGACACAUGGAACUGAUGGUACAUCAAACAAGCCUCCGGGCAAAGGUCACGUUCGGACAGCUUCUUCCGAACGAUCUAUGUUUUCAAUAAAGCAAAAAAUUUCCCCAACCUCCGAUCCGGCGCCACAGUUAAGUUUUGGUGGUCCAAUUACCGUACCAUCUUCCUCUGGAGGGCAAGGAUCUAUGCUUCGUUCCAAAUCAAAUAUCCCAGGUACUACAAGCUCUGCUGCUAUGUACAAAUCUAAACUAAACGAGCCGAUCGAUGGGGGCAUUUCCAAUUAUGGUGGUGUAUUUGCUAGCAAUGCAACGCGUAUGUCAUUGGGGUACCGAGAGAGCAGAGGAAUUGGGAAACUUGCAAACGUAGCUAAGACGAAAGUGUGUGCUGAUAAUGCGAUCUGUGUUGACGGCAUGAUUCCAUCCACUGGCAAACCGCCAAUUAACUGCACUACUAGCGGUAUGAGUCCUGCCAACUUGAUGCGGUUGAGCAAAGCGCGUACCUAUCGACCAGCGGAUAAGAUGAACUAUGGUGAUAGUCGCGUUAACGCUUCGAACAAGGAAAGGUACACAGCGAACUUGUCCCCAACGAUCGGUAGCAGUGGAAGCAAUUCUCGUACGGAGUCUCCUUCUCCACCGGUUCCAAAUGGCAAGCCGGUAGCUGGGCCCAUGACUGGAAAUCGUAGCAUCGGCAUUCUUUCUCCGUCCAGCAUUCGUCGCCUGAAUGCUCGUUUGUUGGAGGCUCGUAAAGUAACCAACUCGUUGUCUGCGGAGCAGCCCGUUCCACCUGGAACGAAAUGUAAGGGAGCUAAUACAAUACUCUCCCUGCACAGUGGUACGAAGAGGCCAGGAGUGGCACGGAAAAUGCCAUCAUCGCCGACGGGACCGGCGAGGGAUACACUCUUAAGUGUCGUUUCCGGUUGUGCUCGGGAACGGAAAGUACUCACGCCAACGACACUUGUCAAGGUGCCCAAGUGA